Molecule: messenger RNA, 1042 nt
Organism: Frieseomelitta varia
Lineage: Eukaryota; Metazoa; Arthropoda; Insecta; Hymenoptera; Apidae
Product: mannose-P-dolichol utilization defect 1 protein homolog
Exons: 5
Coding region: 118-852 (244 amino acids)
Biological process (GO): oligosaccharide biosynthetic process
Source: RefSeq, a predicted model, not a curated record
UUUUCAGUCGGUAUAACAGCUCUCGUAAAACCACUCUAUCUUAACCUUUAUGUUGAAACGCAACGAGGUGGAACUAUUUUUUACAUUCCACGACAUUAGUGCGUAUGUGUGACAAAUAUGACUCAAUUAAUUGGAUACUUCGCCCAUUUAUUAUUCACAGAAGAUUGCUUGGAAGAAUAUUUUGAUGAUUUAAAUUUUUUUCAUGUUGGAUGCUUCAAAUCAACGCUGAGCAAAGUUUUAGGUCUAGGAAUCAUUGGUGGCUCUUUUCUCGUUAAAGUACCACAGAUUUUGAAAAUUCUUAAAAAUAAAAGUGCAGAAGGUAUCAAUGUCUUCAGUGUAUUACUGGACUUAUUUGCCAUCAGUGCAAUGGUAUCCUAUAGUUUUGUCAGUGGUUUUCCAUUCAGUUCAUGGGGUGAUGGAGUUUUUCUAGGUAUACAAACUGUAACAAUUGCAGUUUUAGUCAUGCAUUUCAGUGGCGAUACAGUUCAAGCAACUGCAUUUCUUGCUUCUUAUCUGGCAGUAUUAUUUGUUGCUAAUAGUGGGUUAACUUCAGUGAAUGUUCUUUGGGCUUGCCAAGCAAUGAAUAUACCCAUUGUUCUUGUCAGUAAGUUAAUGCAAGCCUAUACAAAUUACUCCAAUGGAAGUACUGGUCAACUAUCAGCAGUGACAGGUUUUAUGCUCUUUUUUGGAUCUCUUGCAAGAAUAUUUACAUCUAUCCAAGAAACUGGAGAUGUGACAAUGAUAUUAAUGUACAUAUGUUCCACUGCGGCAAAUGCUGUAAUAGCUGCUCAAAUUUUGUAUUAUUGGAAUGCAGAUGCAAAGAGUAAAGAUGCAAUGAAGAAAGCUAAAUAAGUAAAUUAAUAAAAUUUGUUGUAAAUAAUAAAAUAACAGAAAAUCAAAAUGGAAGAGAAUAUAUAUAGGGGGCUGAAAAUAAAUGACAUAUAAUAAAUACCUACAUUCUAAUAUUGAUAGAGUGAGAACAAUAUAUUUAAUAAUUAAUAAAUAUAUAUAUAUAAUAAAUUAAUAUUUUGGACAUACGGAA